Guillardia theta CCMP2712 is the source of this 810-nucleotide messenger RNA. RefSeq lists its product as hypothetical. Gene Ontology annotation, molecular function: lipid carrier activity; ABC-type transporter activity. The transcript has a single exon. The record is from RefSeq and is a predicted model, not a curated record. Gene Ontology annotation, cellular component: membrane; intracellular membrane-bounded organelle. Gene Ontology annotation, biological process: lipid transport; transmembrane transport. Lineage: Eukaryota; Cryptophyceae; Pyrenomonadales; Geminigeraceae. The annotation marks the transcript as partial.
CAGACGACUAUCACCUUCAACUCUACCAGGACGAUGGUGGCGACUGUCUUGCAGCAUGCCGUCUACAAUGCGGCGCUGCUGCGGGCGUGCGAGGGAGGAGGAGGACCAGCGGGAGGGGUGCAAGUGGAGACUAGCCUCCACACCCUCCCGGGCAGGUCCGUUACGGCGCAGCCGCAGAGCUUCAUGCUCUCGUUCCUCCUCACGCUGGCGUUUCUGUAUCCUCCGUCCUACAUCGCCGAGGAGAUGGUUAGCGAGAGGGAGCGAAGGCUCAAGCACAUGCUCUUCGUGGCGGGCGCGAGAAGUCUGGACUUCUGGUUGGCUCAGAUCAGCAGCGACGUGCUGCUCCUCAUGCUCAUCGCCCUCGCCACUCUCAUCCUGGGGGCAGCGACUCACUCUCCUGUCUUCAUGUCGAGCUAUGCGCUGGCCUCCUCCUCCCUGAUGUUGUGCUUUGCCUUCGCAAUGAGCGCACUGACGUAUGCUCUCACCUUCCUGUUCUCCUCCUCCAAGGCCGUCUUGAAGUACAUGAGCACUGUGCUCCUGUUCGUGACGACCAUCCCCCUCUCCCUCCUCUUCUCCCUCGCUCUCGUUGUCCCGAACCUCGCCUCCUCCCUCUCUCUCAUCCUCUCUGUGUUCCCCGCCCUUGCCUUUGCCUGGAGCCUCUUCCUGCUCAGCGUCAACGCCAUCAUCUCGCACGACCUGAAGCAAGAGGACUCGCUAUCGGAGGUCUUCUUUUCUCCUGACGGGAUCCUGCAGUAUCACCUCAUCCUCCUCCUCUCUGGCCUGGUCUACCUGCUCAUGAGCGCUCACCUC